Messenger RNA from Gasterosteus aculeatus aculeatus (three-spined stickleback), 2191 nucleotides. RefSeq names its product peptidyl-prolyl cis-trans isomerase FKBP10. Gene Ontology annotation, cellular component: endoplasmic reticulum. The record is from RefSeq and is a predicted model, not a curated record. NCBI's taxonomy places the organism in Eukaryota, Metazoa, Chordata, Actinopteri, Perciformes, Gasterosteidae. Gene Ontology annotation, molecular function: calcium ion binding; peptidyl-prolyl cis-trans isomerase activity.
GGAGCAGACGUCCUUCAGUAACAUUUCUCCCCCUUCCUCCAUCCCUCCUCUGUUUCCGCACUUAUUGCCACAACUCUCCAAAUGGAUCUGACCCUGUUAACGCUUGUAUUUUGCCUUCAUGACUUCGUCGUCAAUGGCAACCCGAGCCCGUUAGUGGAUGUCGUUGUUGAUCGUUACGAGAUACCUACGGUUUGUCCCCGUGAAGUGCAAACAGAAGAUUUUAUCCGUUAUCAUUACAACGGGAGCUUUUCUGCAGAUGGGACCAAGUUUGACUCCAGUCAUGACCGAGGAAUCCCCGCGGUCAGCCAGGUGGGUCUUGGCAGACUCCUCUUGGGGAUAAACCGCGGUCUGCUGGGGAUGUGCGUCAGUGAGCAGCGCAGGAUCACGAUCCCCCCGCAUUUGGCCUACGGGAGCAUCGGAUCAGAUGGUGUGGUUCCUCCUGACGCCGUGUUGGUGUUCGAUAUUCUGCUGCUGGACAUUUGGAACCCCGAGGACAAAGUCCAGGUGCGCACGCUCAGCAAACCCGAGAGCUGCCGCCGCACCACCGUGGCGUCGGACUACAUCCGCUACCACUACAACGGCACCCUGCUGACCGGGGAGGCGUUCGACUCCAGUUACUCGAGGAAUACCACCUAUGACACCUACCUGGGGCAGGGUGACCUCAUCAAGGGCUUGGAGGAAGGUCUUCUGCGCAUGUGCCUUGGGGAGAGAAGGAUCAUCAUCAUCCCUCCCUUCCUGGCCUAUGGAGAGUCUGGUCAUGGAACUCAGAUUCCUCCUCAGGCCACGCUGGUGUAUGAGGUGCUGCUGGUUGAUGCGUUCAACCCUAAGGACGAUCUGAUAGUUCAGGUGAAGGAGGUUCCUGAAGGCUGCACCCGCAGGACGGUGACCGGAGAUUACAUCCGCUACCACUACAACGGUACCUUCCAGGACGGCACGGCCUUCGACUCCAGCUACAAGCGGAACAGCACCUACAACACUUACAUCGGCAAGAGAUACGUGAUCCAAGGGAUGGAUAAAGCCCUGGUUGGGCUGUGCAUAGGGGAGAAGAGGAGGAUCACUGUCCCGCCUCACUUGGCGUAUGGCGAAGCAGGAGUCGAGGACCUCAUUCCCAGCUCGGCUGUGCUGGUCUUUGACAUUCAAGUCAUUGAUUUCCACAACCCCAAAGACCCCGUCGGUAUCACGGCUACCCACAAGCCUCAGGACUGCAACGUGACCAGCGAAGUGGACGAUUUGAUCCAGUAUCGCUAUAAUUGUUCCUUGAUGGACGGAACCUUGCUGUACUCCUCGGACCACGACACACCUUCCUUCGCGACUCUCGGAGCAAACAAGGUGAUCCUCGGCCUGGAGGAAGGUUUGCUUGGCAUGUGUUUGGGCGAGAGGAGAGAGGUGGUCGUUCCACCGCACUGGGGCCAUGGCGAAAAUGGAGCUGGAGAAGUUCCCAAGAGCGCAGUGCUCUUCUUCGAGCUGGAGUUAGUGGAGCUGACGAAGGGCGUGCCUGAAGGCUACAUGUUCGUGUGGCUGGGAGACGUCCCAGAUCCCCUCUUUCCUGCUAUGGACCUCAAUGGUGACGGAGAGGUACCUCUAGAGGAGUUCUCGGCCUUCAUCAUGCUACAAGUUGAAGAGGGCAAAGGUCGUCUUCGGCCAGCGGUCGAUGCUGAUAGCAUCAUUAAGGACAUGUUCAAUAACCAGGACGAAAAUAAAGAUGGGAAGAUUGUAGAAGAUGAACUGAAAGUCAAGGUGGAUGGCGAGCCUCAACAAGUGAUAAGAGACGAGCUGUAGACGACAUUUAAUUGGGGGUGAGGAACUGGCGUGGUCAGGUUCAUAAGGUCAUCAUUGGUGUAGGGAAAUGGUGUCGUGUUCAUAGGGGCAGUCUCAUUUAUACCACUAUAUUGCACAUUUGGGCUCGGCCUUUCUUCCAAAAUAUUACUUUAUAAAAAAGUCAAUGCAAUGCUUUGUAUAAAAAUGAUGAAUAACCCUUUGGUUGUACAGUGUAUUGGAGUGGCUAAUUUAUACAAUGUCAUGUAAUGUGGACAAUUAUACAACAAAAUGUUGAAUAGAAAAAAUAUAACACUGCUUUAUUUCUUCCACAAUGUCAAUUCACAGAUAAGUACCAAUGGAUUAGUUUGGAGUACGAUUCAGUGGCCUAAAUACUAAUAAUUAAUCAUUCAUUAAAAAACAUUUUUGACUAGAA